Saccharomyces mikatae IFO 1815 is the source of this 1860-nucleotide messenger RNA. RefSeq names its product lysophospholipid acyltransferase (gene ALE1). NCBI's taxonomy places the organism in Eukaryota, Fungi, Ascomycota, Saccharomycetes, Saccharomycetales, Saccharomycetaceae. The coding region runs from base 1 to 1860 and encodes 619 amino acids. Gene Ontology annotation, cellular component: membrane; endoplasmic reticulum. The transcript has a single exon. Gene Ontology annotation, biological process: lipid modification; glycerophospholipid biosynthetic process. Gene Ontology annotation, molecular function: 1-acylglycerophosphocholine O-acyltransferase activity; 1-acylglycerol-3-phosphate O-acyltransferase activity. The record is from RefSeq and is a predicted model, not a curated record.
AUGUACAAUUUUGUGGACGCUGUUUUAACAAAGGUGACUACAACCUAUGGUAUUGAUAGUUUCACUCUGCGAUAUGCAAUUUGCUUGUUAGGUUCCUUCCCACUGAAUGCUAUUCUGAAAAGAAUCCCUGAGAAGCGUACAAAUUUAAAAUGUUAUUUUAUCAUUUCUAUGUCAUUGUUUUACUUAUUCGGAGUUCUUAAUCUAAUAAGUGGGUUUAGAACCUUGUUGAUUAGUACCAUGUUUACUUACUUAAUCUCAAGGUUCUACCGUUCCAAAUUUAUGCCACAUGUGAACUUCAUAUUUGUCAUGGGCCAUUUGGCAAUAAAUCAUAUAUAUGCCCAAUUCCUCAACGAGCAGACUCAAACUACUGUUGAUAUUACAAGUUCCCAAAUGGUUUUAGCCAUGAAGCUGACUUCCUUUGCUUGGUCCUACUAUGAUGGUUCAUGCACUAGCGAGAAUGAUUUCAAAGAUUUGACUGAACAUCAAAAAUCUCGUGCUGUAAGAGGCCAUCCACCUUUAUUAAAGUUCCUUGCGUAUGCCUUUUUUUACUCAACGCUAUUAACUGGCCCAAGUUUUGAUUAUGCCGAUUUCGACAGCUGGUUGAAUUGUGAAAUGUUCCGUGAUUUGCCUGAAAGCAAAAAGCCUAUGAGAAGGUAUCACCCUGGUAAAAGGAGACAGAUCCCAAAUAAUGGUAAACUUGCAUCAUGGAAAGUGAUUCAAGGUCUUGCUUGGAUGAUUUUGAGCGCAAUUGGGAUGAAGCACUUCCCUGUUAAAUAUGUUCUGGACAGGAAUGCCUUUCCACAGAGAUCUUUUAUAUUCAGAAUUCAUUACUUAUUCUUGUUGGGCUUUAUUCACAGGUUUAAGUAUUAUGCUGCAUGGACUAUCUCAGAGGCAUCUUGUAUAUUGUGUGGUUUGGGCUACAAUGGUUAUGAUCCAAAAACACAAAAGAUCAGGUGGGAUCGAGUUAGAAAUAUUGACAUCUGGACUGUAGAAACCGCGCAAAAUACACGUGAAAUGUUAGAAGCUUGGAACAUGAACACCAACAAGUGGUUAAAAUACUCUGUCUAUUUGCGUGUUACUAAAAAGGGCAAGAAGCCUGGUUUUCGUUCGACUUUGUUUACUUUCUUAACUUCCGCAUUUUGGCAUGGUACCAGACCAGGUUACUAUCUGACUUUUGCUACAGGAGCGUUGUACCAAACUUGUGGUAAGAUUUACAGACGUAAUUUCAGACCUAUUUUCUUACGGGAAGAUGGUGUCACACCUUUGCCUUCCAAAAUAAUUUAUGAUUUUAUUGGUAUAUAUGCAAUUAAACUAGCAUUUGGUUAUAUGGUGCAACCAUUCAUUAUCCUUGAUUUAAAGCCAUCUUUAAUGGUUUGGGGGUCGGUUUACUUUUAUGUUCAUAUCAUUGUUGCUUUGUCAUUCUUCCUAUUUAGAGGACCAUAUGCUAAACAAGUUACCGGAUUCUUUAAAUCGAAACAGCCCAAAGAAAUAUUCAUGAGAAAACAAAAGAAAUUAGAAAAUGAUAUUUCUGCAAGCUCUCCAAACUUGGGUGAUAUUUUGAAGGCAAAGAUGGAACAUGAAAAGGGAAAGACUGCUGAAGAAGAUGAAAUGAACUUGGGUAUCCCACCCAUUGAGUUAGAAAAAUGGGACAAUGCUAAAAAAGACUGGGAAGAUUUUUGUAAUGAUUAUAAAGAGUGGAGGAAUAAAAACGGUCUUGAAAUAGAAGAGGUAAACCUUUCAAAAGCAUUUGAUAGGUUCAAACAGGAAUUUUCGGACGCUACAAGUGGAUCAGGUGAGCGGGUGAGGAAAAUGAGUUUUAGUGGAUAUUCGCCAAAACCCAUUUCAAAGAAAGAACAAUAG